Molecule: messenger RNA, 3433 nt
Organism: Zingiber officinale
Lineage: Eukaryota; Viridiplantae; Streptophyta; Magnoliopsida; Zingiberales; Zingiberaceae
Product: L-arabinokinase-like
Exons: 29
Coding region: 276-3278 (1000 amino acids)
Molecular function (GO): ATP binding
Source: RefSeq, a predicted model, not a curated record
CUCGAAUCGUGGAGACGGUGAUUCAUCCGAGAUCCGUCAUCUGCACGAAUCUUGGAGAUGAUGGCGAGAUCCUCGAAGCUUGCUUUAUGACGUGAAGGGAUCGAACAAGAAUCAAAAAGUGGUGCCAGAUGCGGCGUCACUUGGCGGUUGAUUGCGUUUAUUGCCCGAUGAACUCGGGAGACAGCGGAGGAGCUCCUGAAAGCUCGUGCGGUGUUCGGUUUUCUCGUCCUUGGGAUAAUUUAAUAUUGAUCAAAGAUUUCUAAGGUUUCGUUAGUAUGGGGAUCGAGGAUGGACAUAGCGUAGCCGCUGCGUCCUUGGAGCACCUUGUCUUCGCUUAUUACGUGACUGGACACGGAUUUGGCCACGCUACUCGUGUUGUUGAGGUUGUGCGGCAUCUUAUAGCUGCUGGGCACGAUGUUCAUGUAGUAACUGGUGCUCCAGACUUUGUGUUCACGACCGAGAUACAGUCGCCCAAUCUCCACCUAAGAAAGGUUUUGUUGGAUUGUGGUGCAGUUCAAGCUGAUGCUUUAACUGUGGAUCGUCUUGCUUCCUUGGAAAAGUAUCAUGAGACAGCAGUGUUACCUCGGGCUUCAAUUUUGGCAACGGAAGUGGAAUGGCUGAAUUUCAUCAAAGCUGAUCUAGUGGUCUCAGAUGUUGUUCCUGUAGCUUGCCGUGCAGCAGCAGAUGCUGGGAUUCGUUCUGUUUGUGUCACCAACUUCAGUUGGGAUUUUAUAUAUGCAGAAUAUGUAAUGGAAACUGGUCGUCACCAUCGCUCAAUUGUUUGGCAGAUAGCAGAAGAUUAUUCUCAUGGUGAAUUGUUGCUCCGACUUCCUGGUUACUGCCCCAUGCCAGCAUUUCAAGAUGUUAUUGAUGUUCCUCUAGUUGUUAGGAGGCUGCAUAAAUCUCGCACACAGAUCAGGGAGCAAUUAGGAAUUGGAAAUGAUGUGAAAGUGGUAAUCUUCAAUUUUGGCGGUCAGCCAGCGGGAUGGAAUCUCAAGCAAGAGUGGUUACCGGAUGGUUGGCUAUGUCUGGUCUGCGGUGCCUCUGACAAGCAAGAGCUCCCUCCAAAUUUUGUAAAACUUGCAAAGGACGCCUACACACCUGAUAUAAUUGCCGCUUCAGAUUGCAUGCUUGGUAAAAUCGGAUAUGGAACUGUCAGUGAAGCUUUGGCAUAUAAGCUGCCUUUUGUUUUUGUUCGCAGAGACUAUUUUAAUGAAGAGCCAUUUCUGCGCAAUAUGCUUGAGUAUUACCAAGGUGGUGUGGAGAUGAUUAGAAGGGAUUUGCUCACUGGGCACUGGGCUCCUUAUCUUGAGCGUGCACUAACUCUGCAGCCAUGCUAUGAUGGAGGAAUUAAUGGUGGUGAGGUAGUAGCUAGCAUACUGCAAGAUACUGCUAUUGGAAAAAAGUAUGCUUCAGAAAAGUUAAGUGGAGUUAGGCGGCUCCGUGACGCUAUAGUGCUUGGAUAUCAACUGCAAAGAGCUCCGGGAAGAGACAUUAGUAUACCUGACUGGUAUUCACUGGCUGAAAAUGAAGUUGGGCUUCGUUUUGCGUCAGUGGACACUCGGACAAAUGGAAAAAGUUCAGUACAAGAAUCGCGCUUUGAAGACUUUGAGAUACUUCAUGGUGAAUUGCAUGGCUUGCCUGAUACAAUGGCCUUUCUAAAGAGCUUAUCAGGAUUAAAUUCUGUUACCGAACCAAGGAGUUCAGAAAAGCGUCAAAUACGAGAACGAGUUGCUGCUGCAACACUUUUUGACUGGGAGGAAGAAAUUUAUGUUGCUAGAGCACCUGGAAGAUUGGAUGUUAUGGGAGGAAUUGCUGAUUAUUCUGGGAGCUUUGUUUUGCAGAUGCCUAUUAGAGAGGCCUGCCAUGUUGCUGUUCAGAAGAGCAAACCUAACAAGCAAAAGCUCUGGAAACAUGCUCAAGCACGACAACGAGCUAAAGGACAAGGACCUAUUCCUGUUCUUCAAAUUGUAUCUUUUGGGUCUGAAUUGAGCAAUCGAGCACCAACCUUUGAUAUGGAUCUACCAGAUUUAAUGGAUGGUGAACAACCAAUGUCAUAUGAAAAAGCCAAAAAGUAUUUUGCACAAGAUCCAUCUCAGAAGUGGGCUGCCUAUGUUGCUGGAACUAUUCUUGUCCUAAUGACUGAGCUUGGAUUGCGUUUUACUGAAAGUUUAAGCAUACUGAUAUCUUCUGCUGUCCCAGAGGGAAAAGGAGUUUCUUCUUCUGCAUCAGUGGAAGUGGCCACCAUGUCUGGUAUUGCUGCUGCUCAUGGACUAAAUCUUGAUCCAAGGGAGCUUGCACUGCUUUGUCAAAAGGUAGAGAAUCACGUAGUUGGGGCUCCCUGUGGUGUAAUGGACCAAAUGACAUCUGCUUGUGGUGAAACUGACAAACUGCUUGCCAUGGUUUGCCAGCCUGCAGAAGUAAAGGAAUUGGUCACAAUUCCAAGUCACAUCCGAUUUUGGGGUCUUGAUUCUGGAGUCCGACACAGUGUUGGUGGGACUGAUUAUGGAUCAGUGAGAAUAGGAACUUUUAUGGGGCGGAAAAUGAUCAAAUCUGCAGCCUCUUUGUUGUUAUCUCACUCUCUGGCUAACUUGAAUUCCAACCAGCAAGUUGAUGAAAUUAAUUCAGAUGAGUAUGAAGAGCAUGGAAUUGACCUUCUGAAGAAAGAAGCUUCAUUAGAUUACUUAUGUAAUAUUUCAACUCAUAGAUAUGAAGCUGUUUAUGCAAAGAAACUUCCUGAGCACAUUACUGGAGAAUCUUUCUUAGAAAAAUAUACUGACCAUAAUGAUACAGUAACUGUUAUUGAUCCCAAGCGAACUUAUGCUGUUAAAGCUCCUACUAAACAUCCAAUAUAUGAAAAUUUCCGAGUUGAGGCCUUCAAAGCACUACUAACUGCCACAAAUUCAGAUCAACAGCUUUCAUCGCUAGGUCAACUUAUGUAUCAGUGCCAUUACAGUUACAGUGAGUGUGGACUUGGUUCGGACGGCACUGAACGGAUUGUGAAGCUAGUGCAAGAGAUGCAGCAUCGCAGAGCGUCACGUGAUGGAGGCAUGAGUUUGUUUGGUGCAAAAAUCACUGGCGGCGGCUCAGGUGGCUCGGUCUGUGUCAUUGGGCGGAACUGCAUUAGUAGUAGUGAAGAAAUUUUAGAGAUUCAGCAGAGAUAUAAAGCUGAAACUGGUUACCUGCCUAUUAUCUUCGAAGGCUCAUCGCCAGGUGCUGGGAAGUUUGGUUAUCUAAAAAUCCGCUAUCGAGCUUCCAAUUUCAGUGAUCAGUGUUAGCUAGCACUUCAUGCCAAUCCAUUUCGGCACUAUUUUGAACCUAAAAUUAAGAUUCAAGACUAGUAAUGUUGAAGGUAAUAAAAAUUCUGUUUUCGGAUGUAUAUAUUUUAGUCCUUGGCGCAUAUAAAAAACUGCUCUUCUAAUGUGUAAAUAGC